GUUAGCUGCCGUGUGAGAACAUAGCCACUAAGUGUUGAGGAAUUAUUACUAAACCAGUUGCUUACGAGAUGAAUUGUAGCGAGGGGUUCGUGUCUUUCUGGGGAGCAAUCCAACUGGCAGUAUUGACAGGAAUUGGUCCCACUGGAAGUGCACUACUUAGAAGAUUUGGUAUGAGGAGGUUGGGAGGUGUUGCUGGGUUCGUGUCAUGUUGUGUCCUACUCUUUCUCUCGAUUGGUGCUAGAAACAAGUGGAUGUUUGUUAUAGCGGUGUGCUUACAAGGUUUGUGUCUAGGUACGAUAUACACGGCAACUUUUGUGGUAGCUGCAAAAACAUUUACGACUCGCCUUUCCCAAGUGAAUGCUGUUCUGCUUGUUACAUCCGUUGUACCAGCUGGGUUAGCUCCAUUGAUUCAGAAAUUGGUGGAUAAUUACGGUUGGAGAGGUGCAAUUGCUAUCGUAGCUGCAGCUCACUUGCAUGUGACGGUUGCAUCCUUCCUGCUGAAUCCCAGAGUUGGCAAAGUUGAGUUGGAUCUCGAGGAUAUUGAAGAUGAUUAUCAAACUGACCUAGAAAAUCAUUUUAAAAACAUUAAUGGAUUCUUUAAGAAAACCUUGAAACGUCUUCAUCUGGAAGUCUUCAGCAAUAACCGUCAGUUGCUAGCAUUGUGUCUGUCUGUAAUAAUCGGAGGCCUUACUAUGACGUCAUUUUGGUUGUUUUUUGUUCCAUAUGCUGUAGACUCAGGCAUCUCUCCUAUUGACGCCAGUGAGAUUUUGUUGGCAUCAGUUAUUUCAUGCGUUUUGAUUAGACUUUUUCUAUUUUUAUUUGGUGAUAUUGACGUUACUCUAAUAAUAAAAAUAUCUGCAGUUGCACAGUUAUUCGAAUUAACAUCGUUUUCUAUAUUUGCAAUUGGACAUAAUUUUUUGAUAUUUUAUAUCAGCUCAGCUUUUCACGGAUUUGCGUUUGGAAUGCUAUGGCACGGAUAUGUUACUUUAGCGACUAAGUUUGUUAGAAAAACAAAUGAAAUAGAUGACGCAAUUUCCUGGAUAUUGUUGGCAGAAGGAGUAGGAUCGAUAUCAUCAGCAAUUGUAGGUUUCUCUGUCAACAGUUACCGUCUCGGUUUUCAAAUAUGCUGUGGCGUCCAAUUAAUUGCGGUCGUAUUGGUAGUAUACAUACUUAUACUGCAGAAAAGAAAGCCGAACAACAUCUGAAAAAAUGGGUUUGUAAAGAAU
This is a messenger RNA of Anneissia japonica, 1226 nucleotides long. RefSeq names its product monocarboxylate transporter 2-like. The record is from RefSeq and is a predicted model, not a curated record. Gene Ontology annotation, molecular function: monocarboxylic acid transmembrane transporter activity. NCBI's taxonomy places the organism in Eukaryota, Metazoa, Echinodermata, Crinoidea, Comatulida, Comatulidae. The transcript is spliced from 6 exons. Bases 69 to 1205 code for a protein of 378 amino acids. Gene Ontology annotation, biological process: monocarboxylic acid transport; transmembrane transport.